AAAGAGGAGUGAGGGACUGAGUGAUGGGAGGAGGAGGAGGCAGAGGGGGAGGAGGAGGGACAAAGAGGAGUGGGACUGACCGAUGGGAGGAGGAGGAGGAGGAGGAAGAGGGAUGAAGAGGAUUGGGACUGACCGAUGGGAGGAGGAGGAAGAGGGAUGAAGAGGAGUGGGACUGAGUGAUGGGAGGAGGAGAGGAAGAAGGAAGGGGAGGAGGAGGAGGAGGGGGGGAAGGCUUGGCUGAUAACUUGGGGCAACACAAGCACGGUCAUGGGAAAACCCUGUGCUUUGAACCCGAUGCGUUUAUUACCGGUUGCUUUGCACCAGGUCCUCAUUAAGCAGCUGCUCAGGCUUGCAGCAGUCUCGGCUGCUGUGGAGUCCUCUGGUUGGCCAUGCUCAGUCCCUGAUCAGCCACUUUGUGUCCAGAGGGAGCAGCAAAGCCCUUUUCCUCCCGUUAGCUUGUUUAAAGUAUUGAAGGGGAGCGUUGUGUGUAAAAAAAAAAGAAAACGUUCUCAUCUCCCCAGCAAAUGGUCGCUACACUACAAGGCAAACUUGCGAAUGAAACUCCUGCCUUGUUGAAGGAAAGUAUUGAAUUCCCAAAUUCAGAUUCCCAAAUCUUUACAGUUCAUAAUGUGAUCUUGCAGACCCUUUGAUGAUUAAGUUAUUUUUGUUGAAUAAAAAGCCAAAAAUUAUUCUGGAUAUUAAAUCAUAUUGCUGAUGGAAACAUCUUCCUCAGCCACAAAUCUGUUGUAGUUCUAAAAGUAUAUUUGCUGUAAAGUUUUAAAUCCAAAACUAAAUUGUGUAGUUUUAUUUGACUUUAUUUUAUCUGAAAAAAACAUCAUGGUAAUUAGUACUUUUUUUUUGUAGAGCUUGACUUUCAAAGAGGCUUUUUUAUUGCAGUGUGUGAAAAGGGGCGUAAUAAGGUGAGAUUGCCGGUACAUGCUGCCCAAAUCCAAUUCUGUGUACUGAUGUGAAACUGUUGAAGAGAUGGUUUGCAUUCUGGGUUUUGAUUGGUUGAUAUUAUUCAGGUUUCAUGCAUGUUUUCCAUUGGCCCAGUUUGUGUGUGUGUUGAAGGAUAUUUCCUGUAUUUGAGAGAUGUUUCUGAUGGCUUGCUGGAUGUGCGGGGGCAGGUAUCGGGCAUUUGGGGGUUUGUGGUCUCAGGCAAGGGCGUGUGCUUUAAGGACCUCCACAGCAGCUUGUACAACAGUGUUAUGUUUCGAGAGGCUGUACAUGGAAUGUAUUCAUUCUAUUGCAUUUAUUAUGAUCAUAAAUCCUGAAUUCUUCGUAUUUGUUUGCCAGAACAUCUUACCUUGAACACAGUGGUCUCAGGUUGAUGCAGCAUAGGAAAUGGUUCAAAAAAAAAUAUUAAACAUUUUUUGAAUAAUAGUUUUUUGAAUAAUAGUUGGGUAUAUCAUUUUUUUUAAACAAUAGUUGAGUGUAUAAACGCACAACUUCUGGAAGCAUGAAAUCACUGUAUCUGCUACAUGGAAGUUGCUUGAAGAGAUUUUCUUGCUUCACACCACAAACCCCUGUAUCCUAAAUAUAUGCCACUGUAAAGCUGUCUGGUCAUCAGAAACUUCUGCAGAUUUCUAAAAUAUCCUUAAUGGCACACAGAAACUCUCUGAGCCAAUCAAAGUCGUGCACCAGCCCAUGAACUAUUCCUUUAAGUCUUGCGAUUUUAUGACCGGAAACUUAUCUCUUGGUUAAAUAACAAGAUCCAGGCGAAUCCCUAAUCAUUUUCUGUGUGAAUAAUCUGAAUCUGCUCAAAUGAAAUGUAAAUGAACGUUGGAUCUGCAAGUUUGUUCUCUAUAAAACUGCAAAAAUGGAAAGGACAUUGUACAUCCCAGUUGUGUGUCUGAUUUGUUCAUAUAGAUAGACGGUACCUAUUAAGCCCAGUCCUGAAUUCCCAAACAUAUUUUGUAAUAUUUCUUAAUCAUGUAUGUGAAAUGUUUACAAAUGAAAGUUUAAAAAAAACAUAACAUGAAAUUUGUGAGCAAAAUAGGUACACUUGCCCCAUUUGUUUUAAUAUUCUGGGAUUGAUCCUACAAAACAAAUAUUAUGUGUAAGUAUUGCAAAAAUCCCUCCUAAACUUUGAAAAUUGUAUUGCAAAGUGAUCAUGGAUGCGCAGAAAUGUAAAAAUGUAUUUGAACAGAUUUACAUCGAUUCAGUUGUUCCUAAACAGUCAGCGCAAUUACUACAUGAUGGUUGGUGGUGCUUCCAAAUGAGAAGCAGGAAAGUUGGAAAUUUGGAUUCAGGAUAAUAAUUUAAGAAGCUGUCUAAAAAUGCAGUUCAUAGUAGUCCAAUGGUUCUAUUGUAUAAAUAUUUCGAUAUUUGCUUUCACAUGCAGGGGAAAGUAGAGUGAAAUUUGUUUUUUACUUAAGGCAUUUUGAUUUGAGAUCAAGAGAUGAAUAUGAGACAAAAGUACAGACAGUCCAUUUUUAUUUCAUGGUACUUGCAUGUGACUUCUUUUCAGGAAUGUGUAUUGAAAUAUUUUGAAAAAGAGUAACUUUCUGGAAUUGGAAUGCAGAUAUUUUCCACUUAUGAAUGGUAUUGAAUUGUUAUAGAAAUAUUUUCAUGUCUAUUUAUAUUUUAUGGCUUUUAUAUAUGGCUUGCUUACUGUGCUGUGAGAUGAUGGUACAUGUUAGUUGGGCUCUGAUUGGCUACUGUAUCACCAGCCUGGUCUUGUCAGAGGUCUGCCCCUUUGAAAUGUUUUUCACAAAAAUAACAGGCUGUUGGGCAGCAGGGUCUCCUAAGGCACUGGCUCUCACUGGUGAUGUGUCACAUGGUCUGUAAUCUAAUCUGGACCAUUUCUGUUCCAACUGGCCAACAGUGCCUCGUGGUUACAGCACGGUUUGGCCAAGCAGUUGGCAGGGUUCUCCCCAUCUCAUUGUGCAGGGCUGCGGGCUCUGCUGGCACGUACAGUCUGCCUGCACCAGCUGCGCAACAAGUGCAGGCGUCCAGCGCAGUGACUGCGCAGGUAAAAGGCGUUGGCGACUGGCAGGAGGCACCCUGGAGGUCACAUGGUCAUCUGCGCUCUCGCCAACAGGCCGAGGAACUUGCAGCCCUGGGAUGCACGUACCAUACAAACGGGCCAAAUUGGAAGACCAGCCUGUAUGUCAGGAUUUCAUUUCUUUGGAUAGGAAGUGAUGCCCCAGCGCACAACUAUUGCCGGGAAAUCAAGUGAAGAAGGGUCCAAAUAGUCAAAACGCACUUUUCCAUGCUGAAAGAUAAGGACAUGAAUGACACCUCGUAUCAUAAUCUCAUGAUGAAACACCUGGAGCACAAUCCUUUGAUGUAUAGUUUGGAUAACAUCACCAACGUCUCCCUGGGUGACCAGAACAUUACGGAAUGCGCCCAAGUUAUAAUCCCGCACGAGGUCUUUCUGACGUUGGGUUUAAUAAGCCUGGUUGAGAACAUUUUAGUUGUGCUUGCAAUCAUCAAAAACCGGAAUCUGCAUUCCCCAAUGUACUAUUUCAUAUGUUGCCUGGCAGUCUCUGACAUGUUAGUGAGCGUCAGCAACGUGGUGGAAACGAUGUUCAUGUUGCUGACAGAGCACGGAUUGCUGGUUGUCACGCCGCAUAUGAUGAAGCACCUGGAUAAUGUCAUUGACAUCAUGAUCUGCAGUUCGGUGGUGUCUUCCCUGUCCUUCCUUAGCACCAUCGCCGCUGAUCGCUACAUCACCAUUUUUUACGCAUUACGCUACCACAGCAUCAUGACAACCCAGCGAGCGGUGACCGUCAUUGUGAUUAUUUGGCUGGCCAGUACCAUCUCCAGCACUCUUUUCAUUGUCUACUACACGGACAAUGCCGUUAUCGUAUGUCUCGUGACGUUCUUCUGCAUCACUUUGGUUUUCACUGCAGUCCUUUAUCUGCACAUGUUCGUUCUUGCCCACGUCCACUCCAGGCGCAUAAUCGCAUUCAACAAGAGCCGCCGCCAGGCCACCAGCAUGAAAGGAGCGAUCACUCUGACCAUUCUACUCGGCGUUUUCAUCAUCUGCUGGGGUCCCUUCUUCCUCCAUCUCAUCCUCAUCCUCACCUGUCCCAAAAGUCCGUACUGCACCUGCUUUUUUAGCCAUUUCAACUUGUUUUUAAUUUUGAUCAUCUGCAACUCGCUCAUAGACCCUCUGAUUUACGCGUACAGGAGUCAGGAGCUGCGCAAGACAUUGAAGGAGCUCGUGCUCUGUUCCUGGUGCUUCUAACGCAAGGCAAUCCGAAGAUAAACAUUUUUAUAGCUAUAUCGCCUGGCUGCAGCAGGGUGCAUUAUGCUGUUCCAGCAAUUAUUUUUGCCUUUACCAGAAGACUAACGUAAACUGGAAUAAGCUUACUGGCAAAAUGACAAUUGAACGACAGAUUAAUUGGUGAUUUGGAGACUGGUACACAAGAUAAACUUUGGUGAACAAAAUGUUUCUGCGAGGAAGUCACCAUAACUUAGAAUUUAUGAACAAAGAAAACUGGUCAAAAGAGUACGUUAUGAAAUCCUAUUAAUUGUGUUAUUUUCCGUAUAUUGCUCAUUUAGCCGUUUUGUUUUUGCUGAGUUCGAUUUGAUAUUUACAAUGUAUGUGAAUGUUAUUGCUGUAUAAUAAAUGUAUUUCUUCAACCAAUAUAUAGAACGUUGGGUUCUUGAACUAGUCCGGGCUUUAUAUAUUUUAUUCCUGCAGAAGUGUCCAUAUGAACAAAAGCGAUAACCUUAUUGCAUCGUAUAAACAAAUUAACCAUCGCAACAAGGAAAUGUAGGCCUAUAACCUUUGCUAAUUAAUCCCCAUAUCCAGAAUUACUUUGUAGGAUUAAAAUAGUUAAUACAUGCCUCUAGUACAAUCUCUACUGAUUUGCAUACCAUUUGCGUUCCUUUUUCUGGAAAAAGCAAUUAUCUGAUUAAAUGGAGGC
This is a messenger RNA of Anguilla rostrata (American eel), 4880 nucleotides long. It is a transcript of the gene mc1r, whose product is annotated as melanocortin 1 receptor. Gene Ontology annotation, cellular component: cytoplasm; plasma membrane. Gene Ontology annotation, molecular function: melanocyte-stimulating hormone receptor activity. The coding region runs from base 3215 to 4195 and encodes 326 amino acids. The transcript has 3 exons. NCBI's taxonomy places the organism in Eukaryota, Metazoa, Chordata, Actinopteri, Anguilliformes, Anguillidae. Gene Ontology annotation, biological process: regulation of metabolic process; adenylate cyclase-activating G protein-coupled receptor signaling pathway. The record is from RefSeq and is a predicted model, not a curated record.